AUGGCACAUAUUCAUGAUUUACUUAUGUCUAUUCCCAGAAUACUAAAUAUUAAUUUAAAAGCAGCUAUGCAUGUGGGGCAGAUUGUGGCUCGUAGUAUGAUAUCAAAAGGAACUGGUGGAAACAUAGUCAACGUAUCGAGCCAAGCUUCAUUGUUGGCUUUCAAAACUUUCGCAGCUUACAGUGUUUCAAAAGCUGGACUUGAUAUGCUCACAAAGACAAUGGCACUAGAACUGGCAAGCCAUAAAAUUCGAGUCAAUGCAGUGAACCCUACUGUGGUGCUAACAGAAUUAGGUAAACGUGCCUGGUCGGAUCCUGCCAAGUCAGAAGUUAUGAUGAAUCGUAUUCCAAUGAAUAAGUUUGCAGAGGUGAAAGAUGUUGUCAAUGCUGUUAUUUAUCUUUUGAGUGACAAAGCUGACAUGAUUACUGGCAGUUGUUUACCAAUUGAAGGUGGAUUCGUUACAGCGGGAGUUUGAAAAGUCAUACAACCUGAACAUGAUUAUAGUUUUAAAUUUUCUGCCAAAACCCACAUAGAUCCAAUUACAGAAAUUGUUGAAUUGAA
Molecule: messenger RNA, 560 nt
Organism: Saccoglossus kowalevskii
Lineage: Eukaryota; Metazoa; Hemichordata; Enteropneusta; Harrimaniidae
Product: L-xylulose reductase-like
Biological process (GO): glucose metabolic process; xylulose metabolic process
Molecular function (GO): L-xylulose reductase (NADPH) activity; carbonyl reductase (NADPH) activity
Source: RefSeq, a predicted model, not a curated record